Messenger RNA from Prunus dulcis (almond), 600 nucleotides. Its product is annotated as putative germin-like protein 9-2. Gene Ontology annotation, molecular function: manganese ion binding. Lineage: Eukaryota; Viridiplantae; Streptophyta; Magnoliopsida; Rosales; Rosaceae. The coding region runs from base 1 to 600 and encodes 199 amino acids. Gene Ontology annotation, cellular component: cell wall. The transcript is spliced from 2 exons. The record is from RefSeq and is a predicted model, not a curated record.
AUGGCCUUGAGAUUUGUUCAAUUGCUGAUCAUAUUUGUACUGGCCCUGGCCACCUCCCAAAGGAUCCUUGCAAGUGAUCCAGACAUCCUUUUUGACUACAUAGUCCCGCCAAAUAACAAAGUUGAUGCUAAUUUCUUUACUUACACUGGAUUCCGAGACAUAUUCGAUGAUGUUCCUGGAAGCUUAAACGUAACUAAAGCUACCUUGGCUGAGUUCCCUGCUCUUAAUGGACAGAGUGUGUCUUACGCCAUAAUUAAAUAUCCUGCAAACGGGGGAGUAAACCCACCUCACACCCACCCUCGCGCUGCUGAGCUUCUGUUCCUUGUUGGUGGUUCCUUGGAAGUAGGGUUCGUGGACACGAAAAACGUUCUAUAUACUCAGAAGCUUAAAGUUGGAGACCUAUUUGUGUUUCCUAAGGGAUUAGUCCAUUACCAGUAUAACUCAGAUGCUAAUUUACCACCCUAUGCCUCUCUAUCAAGACUUGCUGCUCAAAGUGAGCAAAUCAAUGCCAUGAAUGUAGAAGCAGUUGAAGAGCAGGUGGCAGAUGAAGCUGCAAUGGAGGAAGACAACGCCAAAGGUGGUGCAGCUAAUGAGGUUUAG